CUGCUGCAGCCGCGCCUUCACCACCUCGGCAUCCAGCCUCUCCCUGCUCCGGCCCGGCAUGGCUACCCCGACCCAGGCCCCCACAAAGGUUCCUCAGGAACCUGACCCAUUUCACUAUGACUAUGACACGGUGCAGACUGUGGGCAUGACUCUGGCCACCAUAUUGUUCCUGCUGGGUAUCCUCAUCAUUAUCAGCAAGAAGGUGAAGUGCAGGAAGGCGGACUCCAGGUCUGAGAGCCCAACAUGCAAAUCCUGUAAGUCAGAGCUUCCGUCCUCAGGUGGAAGACAGAGGAUGAAAUGAUCAAGAAAAAGGAGGGAAGUGUCAUCCCGCUGGCUCAGUUGGUGGAGCAUGUGACUCUUGAUCUGAGGGUGGUGAG
Messenger RNA from Suricata suricatta (meerkat), 377 nucleotides. It is a transcript of the gene FXYD7, whose product is annotated as FXYD domain containing ion transport regulator 7. Gene Ontology annotation, molecular function: sodium channel regulator activity. The record is from RefSeq and is a predicted model, not a curated record. Gene Ontology annotation, cellular component: membrane. NCBI's taxonomy places the organism in Eukaryota, Metazoa, Chordata, Mammalia, Carnivora, Herpestidae. Gene Ontology annotation, biological process: regulation of sodium ion transmembrane transporter activity. The transcript is spliced from 6 exons. Bases 59 to 301 code for a protein of 80 amino acids.